UGUUACAACUGCAGCAGCAACAGUUUUACGGUUUGAACAGCACAGGUUAAGACAAAAUAUUAGAAGCUAUUGUGCAAAAUACAAAAUGUAGGUGAAAUGAUUUGGUGUGAAGUAUUUCCUUCCUUAACCUCCUGACUGUGUUUAAAGAAUUUCUGUUUGGUUCCAUCAUGGCGGAGGGAAACCACAGCUCCACAGUGACUGAAUUCUUCCUAACAGGUUUCCCUGGACUUCAUCUGGAGUACUACGGUCUCGUCUCCUUUGUUCUCUUCCUGGUCUAUUCUUUAACGUUAAUCGGCAAUGCAACGUCAUUUUUCUUGUUCUUGAGCGACCGUCGCCUCCACAAGCCCAUGUAUUAUAUCAUUCUGAACCUCAGUGCGUGUGACAUUCUCUUUAGCACCACCACUUUGCCCAAGAUCAUCAGUAAGUACUGGUUUCACUCAGGAACCAUUUCCUUUGACGGCUGCUUUGUUCAGAUGUUCUUUGUUCACUACCUGGGGUCGGUGAACUCCUUUAUACUUUUCCUCAUGGCCUUGGAUCGGUACCUGGCCAUCUGCCAUCCGCUCCGACAUCCUCACUUCUUCAAACCCUCCACUGUUCUCAUCCUCAGUGUUACUGCCUGGACUCUGGCCACCCUCAGUGCACUGUUGAUGGUUAUCAGAGCAUACCCUCUCCCUUACUGUGUUCCAACUCACUUCCUGAAACUAAAAAAACAAACAAACUCAAGACUUAAUGUGCUUAUUCUCUUCUUUUUUUGUAAUUCCAUGUCUGUUGCAUCUUGUUUAAUGUCCAACUCUUAGAUAAUCAUGUCUUUUGCCAAUGUAACCAGAAUGAGGAGCUUCUUCAUCCUGGGAUUCCCUGGACUUUCUCCUCAGUUCCACGGUCCUGUAUCAGCUCUGCUCUUUUUCGUCUACAUGUCAAUUGCGAUAGGGAAUAUUUUCAUUUUAGUCUUUGUGUUAAGUGAGAGGUCUCUCCAGAAGCCAACCUACCUGGUCUUCUGUCACCUGGCACUGAACGAUCUAACCUUUGGCACCGUGACUCUUCCAAAGAUCAUAUCUAAAUACUGGUUGGACGACAGCGUGGUAACAUUUUACGGCUGUUUCACGCAGAUGUUUUUUGUCCAUUACUUGGGGUCGGUGACGUCCUUCAUCCUGUUGGUGAUGGCUCUGGACCGGUUUGUUGCCAUAUGUGUCCCUCUGCGUUACCCUGUCCUCAUCACUAACCAGAUCAUCUCUGUGCUCUGCGGCUUCGCCUGGUUCAUACCUCUGCCCCUGAUGGUGUUCGUGGUGCUUCACGUUCUGACUUUACCGUUCUGUAAAUCAAAUGUCAUUGCUCAGUGUUACUGUGACCACAUCUCCAUAACCAGCCAGGCCUGUGGCGAGGAGGUGCGGGUAGUCGCCGUCUCCUCUCUGUGUGUAGCCAUGUUUUGUCUGCUCCUUCCAUUAGCUUUCAUCCUGUUUUCUUACAUUUCAAUUCUUGUAGUUAUUCUAAAAAUGACAAACGCCGCCGGCCGCAAAAGAACCCUGUCCACGUGCACGCCACAAAUAUUCAUCACCUGUCUUUUCUACCUUCCCAGGUGCUUUGUCUACGUGUCGAACACUGUGGGAUUUUCCUUCAGCCUAGACGUUCGUAUUUUACUAAUACUGCUGUACAGUCUUCUGCCUGCAGCGGUCAAUCCUCUCAUAUAUUGUUUCAAGACACAGGAUAUCAAGCAGAUGUUGCUACGGAGGUGGAGUAAAAGUAGAAUUGGAAUUGUGGUAAAACUGUCAUUUCACUGAAAAGUUUGACAAAUGUUUGUUUUUCAGGCUACCAGUCUGAUAUCAUCCAAUAAAAACACACAUGGAUUUUAAAAAUAAGUGUACACCAAAUGAAAAAUAUUUUUUCCAAAGCAAAACAUAUCACUUUUUAAUGUGGACACCAAACUGAACUGUCAAUCUGAUAUUAUUCCGAGUUCUACAAACUUUAGUUCAGCCUCUUAGUGUCAGUCUUUGGUGUAAAACUAACUGUA
Molecule: messenger RNA, 2005 nt
Organism: Cynoglossus semilaevis (tongue sole)
Lineage: Eukaryota; Metazoa; Chordata; Actinopteri; Pleuronectiformes; Cynoglossidae
Product: olfactory receptor 51E1-like
Exons: 2
Biological process (GO): G protein-coupled receptor signaling pathway
Cellular component (GO): plasma membrane
Molecular function (GO): G protein-coupled receptor activity; olfactory receptor activity
Source: RefSeq, a predicted model, not a curated record